ACAUCGAGUGACUGAUUAUAAUCACUAUACUGUUGGUGAUUUUUAUUGACUUAAAACAUUAAAUUAAAGAAAAAUUUGAGCCCUUACAAUCGAUAAAAAUCGAUGGCAGCCUUUAGGGGCCUCGCCCGGUUGCCCCUCUCUUCCAACAAAAAAAAAAAAAGAAAAAAAAAAAUCUCUCUUUUAUUCUCAAUGCGAAGUCAAAACGUUCACUGGACUGAUUUCAUCUUCUUCUAUUCUCUACUCAUACUUUACCAAAGAAGUCUUCCAUAACUGCUUGCAUUCCCCUCUCUCUCUCAAUCUUCAUAAAUCACAAUUCAAAAUGCCCGAUUCACCGCCACCUGAACCACCAUCAUCACCACCACAACCACAACCAAAAGAAUCGCAAGAGUCAGAAUCUCAAAACCCUAGCCCUAACCCUGAAUCUGAGGACCCAUCUCAGAAUCCUAAACCUUCAACCCCUGAAACUCAAAACCCACCUCCAGAAAACCCAUCUAAUCAACCUCAAGAAGAAUCUGAAGAACCCCAUGUUGCAGAUGAUGAUCAAGACCUUCAGGAUGAUCCCGAGCCCGAGCCCGAACCCGAGAAUGAUCAGGCAGAAGGUAUGAAUGUCUCUGUUUCUCCUCAUCAUCCUUCAAUGUCGUCUGAAACUCAAUCUAUUGCGCAAGAAUUUAAGGGUAGUAAUAACCCAUCUGCUUCCGUUCGUCGUACAUCGAAACGGAAGAAGGGGAAUAAGAAUAAUCAUGUUAGUAAGAUUGCUUUGGAGAGGAAAAUGCUGCAAUUGUCUCAAGGUUUUAAGCCUAUUCCUUUUGUUCCUCGAAAAGUUCUUGACUUUUCGAGGUAUGAGGAGUUUUUGAAGAAGUUGGAGUUGUGGGAUUUUGCUCAUAUUGAAUUUGAUAGGAAUAUUAGGGUUGAUUUGAUUGGGAAGUUAAUUGUGAGUUAUAACCCGAAAAAUCGAUGUAGUUAUGUUGAUGAAUCUAGGAUUGGGGUUAGUAGGGCUGAUUUGGGGCGGGCAUUGAAAUUACCGAAGAAGCUGGAUUGCGAAGGGGAAAGUUUUCCGGCGGAAUAUCUGACGUUUCUGGAUGAGUUUGUGGCGAAUUGGAUGAUUUUACAUGAGGAUGAGGAUUUGUGGUGUAUGCCAAAGGAGAUUGUGGGAUGGACAAAAUUGAUAAGGGAUGGGAGUCCUCAGAAGGUUGAUUGGGCUGGGUUGAUGUGGUUUAUGGUGGAUAAGGAGUUGGCGCAACGGACCAGCUUGAAGGAGUGUUAUUAUGCAUCGCAUUUGCAGCUCAUGAUCAAGGCGCAGAAGGAGGAAUUGUUUAGGGAGUCUCCAAACAUGGAGGUGGAAAAAGUUAAGAUGGAAGGUGAAAAUUUGGAGGAGGCUGUUACCGUGGAUGAUGAUGAAGAUGGUGGUGAUGUGAAGAUGGACUUUGAGAAGUCAGCUAGUGCAGGGCAGAAGGUGGAGGAUCAAAAUAUUGAAUUGAGGCUUGGCCAGGAUUGUGCUGCUUCUGUGGAAUGUGUUGGUGAUGCUGGUGAAGUAAAGGAGGAUAAUGACUGUCUUGCUGGUGAGGUGGAGAAGGUUGAGGAUUUCGAAAAAGCAAAAGAAGAGGAUAUUAACUGGAUUUCUGGAGGUGUCGAUGAGGGUAACAAGGUGGAAAGUAUUGAGAAUGCUGAAAAUGGUGAUAACAUUGAAAAUGUUGAUCAUGUUGAAAAUUUUGAUCACAUUGAAAAUGUUGAUCACAUUGACAAUGUUGAGAAUUCCAGGGAGGAGAAUAAGGGUGAGGACAUGAUGGGAUUUGAGGAUGACAUGGGAGAAGAACAAGGUCAGGGGCAGUGGUUUUUAAAUAAUAAAAUUGGGGGCCAGAACUUUUUGCAGCGUUGUAGUAUGGCCGGGGCAAAUGUCUCUGAAGUUAGAGGAUUUGAGGAUGUUUCUGAAGAUGUAGAAGACGAUGAAGUUGAUGGGGAUGGACAUGUAGAAGGGUUCAAUAUCAUGCCAAAAAGUCCAUUGAAUGGUAUGACUUCAACAAAUCUCAUACAAGCAUUUCAAACAGGGCAACUGCCUUAUUCAACUGAACUUGGGGGUCAGUCUUCUUUAGAGCUCUUGGCAUCUACUGCUGAUAAUGAUGUGAUGAUCGGUGCCCCUUCCAUGUUUAAUCAUAUUGGUAAGAGGGAGAUCGACAAUGAUCAUGACAUUUCUCACCAUGCGCUAAAUGGUAAUAAUAAGAGGAUGAGACUUGAUGGCAAUUGGGAAGAUAAACCUCCAGAAUUUAACUAUUGUGUGGAUCAAUUACAAUAUUGGAUUGAGAAAGCUAAAAUAAUCCGUGCAACGGAGAAAAAUGCAGACCAGCAAGCAAGUAUGGCUCAACAGCACUAUAUGGAGCAGCAAUUAUCUGCAAAGGACUGUGAGAUUAUGCAGUUGAAUUACAAGCUUAGUGAUCUAGAGAGGAGCAAACAGGCAGAAGUCAAUCGUCGUGAUAGGGAGCUCUAUCUGAUGAACAGUGUGAUAGAUGGUUAUCGCAGGGCUUUAAAACAAACCCAAAAGGCAUUUGCUGAUUACCGGAAGCGUUGCCAAGUACCUGAUGAACCAAUCUAUAAAGAUGCUGGUUUUGGCGGUGUUGUCAAAAGUGUCAUGGAAUUGGAGAGAGAGAAAUUGAAGCAAGAUGAAGAAAACAAGGUGAUGUGCAAUCUAAUUGAGGAAACUUAUUGGAAAAAUUUAGAAGAUCUUGAAGUGAAGUGGGACACUGAGGUUUUGGCAAAGUUUCAGUCUCAAGAUAGCAGGCUUAUGGAUGCUAAAAAGGAAAUCGAACUACUGAAAAAUCGUUUUAGGAAGCGAGCGAUGCCAGCAAAUAUUCAGACUAAGCUGCAAGGUCCUUCAAAAUGAUGGAAGGUUUGUUAGGUGAUGUAGAAAAGGUGCUGUAUCUCUAUCAAGUGUCUUUGUUUCGCUAGUAUGAAAAUCGCCACUGUUUAGGAAUAUGUAAAUGCCUAGUACUAAUGGCUGUUGCAACAGAUCUACCUAUUGUCAUAUUUACGUAUGCAACUCAGGCUUGCCAUAUGAUUAAUAUCAAUGCUAAUUAAAUUGCUAGUGUGUAUUACUACUGGAAUAA
This is a messenger RNA of Chenopodium quinoa (quinoa), 3098 nucleotides long. RefSeq lists its product as uncharacterized. The record is from RefSeq and is a predicted model, not a curated record. The transcript has a single exon. NCBI's taxonomy places the organism in Eukaryota, Viridiplantae, Streptophyta, Magnoliopsida, Caryophyllales, Amaranthaceae. The coding region runs from base 320 to 2875 and encodes 851 amino acids.